Messenger RNA from Carassius auratus (goldfish), 1309 nucleotides. Its product is annotated as mitochondrial glutamate carrier 1-like. The record is from RefSeq and is a predicted model, not a curated record. Gene Ontology annotation, biological process: aspartate transmembrane transport; malate-aspartate shuttle; L-glutamate transmembrane transport. The transcript has 9 exons. Gene Ontology annotation, molecular function: L-aspartate transmembrane transporter activity; L-glutamate transmembrane transporter activity. The coding region runs from base 86 to 1081 and encodes 331 amino acids. NCBI's taxonomy places the organism in Eukaryota, Metazoa, Chordata, Actinopteri, Cypriniformes, Cyprinidae.
CAUAUAUAACCCCUCUCUGCUGCUUUGCACAGUGACUGCGCCUCUGUCUACCCCAGCCCUCUAAUCAGACCACAAACCUCUCACCAUGGCUCAACAACCAAUCAGCCUCCCUGCAAAACUCAUCAAUGGUGGAGUUGCUGGACUGGUGGGUGUUACCUGUGUGUUUCCUAUAGAUCUGGCCAAGACAAGACUCCAGAACCAAAGAGGAAGCCAACGGGUUUACAAGAACAUGAUGGACUGUCUGAUUAAGACUGUUCGAUCUGAGGGAUACUUUGGAAUGUACAGAGGUGCAGCAGUCAACCUAACACUGGUGACUCCUGAGAAGGCCAUCAAACUGGCCGCCAAUGAUUUCUUCCGUCAGCGGCUCAGUAGGGGAGAACUCAAGCUGAGCGUGUUUCAGGAAAUGUUGGCUGGGUGCGGGGCAGGGAUGUGUCAAGUCAUUGUCACAACCCCGAUGGAAAUGCUCAAGAUCCAGCUUCAGGACGCAGGACGACUUGCAGCCCAGCAGAGAAAGUUACCCGUGCUCCACACUGUGAAACUUGGGACGGCCAGUCCGGUCCUGAACUGUUCGUACAAUGUGGGUCCUGUGUCUUCAAUUAGGAAAGUUUCAGCCAUUCAGAUUGCCCAGGAACUGUUUCGCACAAAGGGCAUCCAGGGACUUUACAAAGGACUCGGAGCAACUCUCAUGAGGGACAUCCCUUUCUCAGUGAUUUACUUUCCGCUGUUUGCCCACAUCAACAAGUUGGGAAAGAAUUCUGAGGAUGACAAUGUGCCUUUUUACUGGUCAUUUAUUUCGGGGUGUGUGGCUGGAUGUACAGCGGCUGUGGCAGUCAGUCCUUGUGAUGUUGUGAAAACCCGGCUCCAGUCACUCAACAGAAGUGCAAACGAAGAAACCUACAAUGGUGUGGCAGACUGCAUCAGAAAGAUAAUGCACAAAGAAGGCCCGACUGCUUUUCUGAAGGGAGCCGGCUGCAGGGCGCUGGUCAUUGCUCCACUCUUUGGAAUUGCUCAAGUGGUUUACUUCGUCGGUGUUGGGGAAUUUCUUUUGGGACAAACACCAUUCAACCUUUACUCUGUCUAAGCUAUGAAACCACCUGCAUUAAACUUUAAAGACCAACGCAGCUAUGAUGCGACUGUUUAUCUGAAAACAAACCAACUUGCUCCCAUGACAAUUUGUAAUGAUUUGUAUGAGAAGGCAAAAUCAUUCAAAUCUGGGUCAUACAUAAACAUAUAACCCAAAUCUACCAUUACUGUAAUUUGGAAAACAGCUAAAAAGUUUAAAUGUUUCUAUAUGAACCAAAUUAUAGGA